This is a messenger RNA of Ascochyta rabiei, 1428 nucleotides long. RefSeq names its product tRNA-intron lyase. Bases 1 to 1428 code for a protein of 475 amino acids. The transcript has a single exon. NCBI's taxonomy places the organism in Eukaryota, Fungi, Ascomycota, Dothideomycetes, Pleosporales, Didymellaceae. The record is from RefSeq and is a predicted model, not a curated record. Gene Ontology annotation, cellular component: tRNA-intron endonuclease complex. Gene Ontology annotation, molecular function: nucleic acid binding; tRNA-intron lyase activity. Gene Ontology annotation, biological process: tRNA splicing, via endonucleolytic cleavage and ligation; tRNA-type intron splice site recognition and cleavage.
AUGACGACUGAGGACAAGGCGUCGGAGCCGCCUGUGACGCAGGUCGAUGCUGCUGCGCCUCAUGGCCACAAGUCCACAAGUAGCGGUCCUAGGAAACCUCGCCCAAAGCGACCAAAUUACAAUGAAAUUCACGCCAAGCCACUCCCGCUUGACAUUCACCCAUUGCCAGCCUUCAUCCCACAUAACCCCUUAUCCAUCGUGAGGAUUGCUAUCACUCUUCUUUCACACUCGUUGCGAAAACCAAACUCGCACAAGGUUUCUCACAACGCCUACUACUCUGAAGACACCCAGUCGAUCCAUGUCACGGACCCUGCAUCGAUCCGCGCGCUCUGGGAGCAAGGCUUCUGGGGCAAAGGGUCGCUCAGUCGCAGUGAACCCCAGUGGCUACUCGCCGAAAGGCGCAGGCGGGGUAUUGAAGCAUCCACAGCAAGCACACAGAUCACCCAAGCCCGAAGAGAAGAGCGCAGGCAAUUCAAGCUUGAGCGUGCCAAGGCGCAACGAGAAGCCAUUGAGCAGCAACUGCGCCAGGAAGGCAAGCUAGACGCAGACGGUACCAUCAACGACUUGGUGGAUGAUGGUGUCGUCUCCGAGUCACCAAGAGGGACCGUAUACACGCCCGAAGCUGGUCAUGUUGUGGGUCCAACUGGCGACUCCAUCGUCGCAGAGGUCGACAAGAGCUUUGCAGACAAGGCUCCCGCCUGGGGUGAGGAUGCGUCUGCUACCAAGGACGACGAAGAAAUCAAGGACAUUGAGCAUCUGCAACUCACGCCAGAAGAGGCGUUUUUCCUUACCUACGUCCUAGGUGCCCUCAACGUCGUCGAAGGCAACAUUGUCGACGGCAACGCAGCGCUUCCUACGUGGUAUCUUUUCCGCCUCUACAGCGCCUAUGCUUCAUUGCCCGUCGACGAUACCGCAGUCAUCGGCCUAAAGAAAGCCUACCAAUACCGUGAGCGCUUGUCACAGAAGACCGCAGCUCUACCUAGCACACAGCAGAUCGCUCCCGACAACUCGUUCGUCCUCAAAUACGUCGUUUACCACCACUUCCGCUCCUUGGGCUGGGUUGUCCGCCCCGGCAUCAAGUUCGCCGUCGACUACCUGCUCUACCUCCGCGGUCCUGCCUUUCAUCAUGCCGAGUUUGGUGUUCAGAUCAUCCCUUCGUACUCGCAUCCUUACUGGUCUGAGACGCCGGAGCGUGUUGCCCAUCGCAGACAGAAGGAGAGCAGGGAUUGGUGGUGGUUCCACCGAGUGCAUCGUGUGCAGACAGCAGUUAUGAAAACACUAGUGCUGGUGUAUGUUGAGGUGCCGCCGCCAUGGGACGGAGAAACUAAGCAGGAUGCAUUUGGUGUUGAUAUCGGCAAGGCUCUCACGAUGUACAAGGUUAGAGAGGUUGUAUUUAAAAGAUGGAGCCCUAGCAGGAACCGCGAUUAG